Oreochromis aureus is the source of this 3706-nucleotide messenger RNA. RefSeq names its product kelch-like protein 25 (gene enc2). Bases 306 to 2075 code for a protein of 589 amino acids. Gene Ontology annotation, molecular function: protein binding. The transcript is spliced from 13 exons. NCBI's taxonomy places the organism in Eukaryota, Metazoa, Chordata, Actinopteri, Cichliformes, Cichlidae. The record is from RefSeq and is a predicted model, not a curated record.
UUGUUGGUUCCGCUGCAGUGUGAAGGCUUUCUUCCACAGCCAGUGAGACAGGCAUCGGGCCAAGGUACCGAAGAAGAAGAAGAAGGAGGACAGGGAGAGGUAGUUGAGCUGCUUUGACGGGAGUGUGAUGUUUGUUCGUGAGCGGAGACAUGAAACUUUACACUGCGUGGAUUUAACCUGCAGCUGACGUGAAUCUCGACAGGUGGUUGACUCAGGCUGAGCAGGCCGCCAAGCUUGCAUUACACUGGCAGAUCCUCUGGGCAGUUGUAUAGGAGAGAGUGCUGUAGGUACCAAGCAAAGCUGCCAUGUCGGUGACUGUCCACGAGAAUCGGAAAUCCCGCACUAGCACAGGCUCCAUGAACAUCUCAUUGUUCCACAAGCCUUCACAUCCUGACAGUGUCCUGACCCAUUUGAACACCAUGAGAAAACAAUGCAUGUUUACUGACGUCACUCUGUGGGCCGGCGAUCGCUCUUUCCCAUGCCACAGGGCUGUCCUGGCAGCAUGUAGUCGUUAUUUUGAAGCCAUGUUUAGCGGAGGGCUGCGAGAAAGCCUGGACACUGACGUCAAUUUCAGAGACAGUAUACACCCUGAGGUCCUGGAGCUUCUGUUGGACUUUGCCUACUCUUCCCGAGUGAUCAUAAAUGAGGAGAACGCAGAGUCAUUGUUGGAGGCUGGCGACAUGCUGCAGUUCCACGAUAUUCGGGAUGCAGCAGCAGAGUUCUUAGAAAAAAACCUGCACGCGUCCAACUGCUUGGGAAUGAUGCUGUUAUCAGAUGCUCAUCAGUGUAAAAGACUGUAUGAGCUGUCGUGGAGGAUGUGUCUGGUGCACUAUGAGACGGUGAGAGAGUCUGAGGAUUUCUACAGUCUGUCCAAAGACCAGCUGCUGGAGCUGAUUCUGAGUGACGAGCUGGAGAUAGAAGAUGAACAGGUUGUGUUUAACUCUGUGAUGCGGUGGGUUCGAUACGACUUGGAGGGUCGGCGUCUUCAUUUGCCGGAGCUGCUGACAGGCAUAAGGUUGGCUCUGCUGCCCUCGGAGUGUCUGCUGGAGGCUGUAGCUUGUGAGGAGCUGAUUAUGGCUGACAAGAGGAGCAGGUCCAUAGUAGAAGAGGCAAUGCAGUGUAAGAAGAAAAUCCUUCAGAAUGAUGGAGUAGUGACUAGUCCUUGUGCCCGACCACGCAAGGCAGGACAUACGCUACUUAUACUUGGAGGCCAAACCUUCAUGUGUGACAAGAUAUAUCAGGUUGAUCAUAAAGCCAAGGAGAUCAUACCGAAGGCAGACCUUCCCAGCCCUAGAAAGGAGUUCAGUGCCUGCGCCAUUGGUUGUAAGGUUUAUGUGACAGGAGGUCGAGGAUCAGAGAAUGGAGUUUCUAAAGACGUCUGGAUCUACGACACCGUCCAUGAAGAGUGGUCUAAAGGAGCACCCAUGCUAAUAGCCAGGUUUGGCCAUGGUUCAGCUGAGCUGGAGAACAGUCUGUAUGUUGUUGGAGGGCAUACAGCCAUAGCUGGUGUCUUCCCUGCCUCACCAUCUGUCUCUCUGAAACAGGUGGAGCGGUAUGACCCUCUCAGUAACAAAUGGACCAUGAUGGCUCCACUAAGAGAUGGCGUCAGUAACGCUGCUGUGGUCUCUGCCAAAGUCAAACUCUUUGUUUUUGGGGGGACCACCAUACACAGAGACAAAGCCUCCAAGGUCCAGUGUUACGACCCCGUAGGAAACCGCUGGAACAUCGCUGCCGAGUGCCCUCAGCCCUGGCGCUACACGGCAGCUGCUGUCUUGGGAAGCCAGAUCUUUAUCAUGGGUGGCGACACAGAAUUCACAGCUGCCUCUGCUUAUCGCUUUGACUGUGAAGCCAAUCAGUGGACUCGAGUGGGCGACAUGACGUCCAAACGGAUGAGCUGCCAUGCCGUGGCUUCGGGAAAUAAGCUUUAUGUGGUUGGAGGUUAUUUUGGGACGCAGCGGUGUAAAACACUGGACUGUUACGAUCCCACGUCAGAUAGUUGGAACUCCAUCACCACUGUACCUUAUUCACUGAUCCCCACUGCCUUUGUCAGCACAUGGAAACACCUGCCUGCCUAACUGUGAGGUACCAGGAGACACUCAUCCCAGGAGGAGAAACUCUGAGAGUGGCCGAGGCUGAAGUGCCACACAGGACCAAGAUUUCUGAAGACGAAGCAGCGUGUCACACACUCUGAAUCAUUGUGAGUGGUGUGGUUAAAAACCCCCCACAGUGCACCACUCCGGUCUGAACACAGACAAUUACAGUGCUUCCUAAUGACAUACAAACACAGAGUGUGUGUGUGUGUGUGUGUGUGUGUGUGUGUGUGUGUGUGUGUGUGUGUGUGUGUGUGUGUGUGUGUGUGUGUGUGUGUGUGUGUGUGUGUGUGUGUGUGUGUGUGUGUGUGUGUGUGUGUGUGUGUGUGUGUGUGUGUGUGUGUGUGUGUGUGUGUGUGUGUGUGUGUGUGUGUGUGUGUUUCUUUAGUGUCUUAUGAGUCAAACCAUUCCAGUAAGAAAUCAAACUAAGAGCUGCCAUGUUUACUUGACUCAUUUUCCUCAGAAAUCCAGCAAAAUGAAAUGAAAGCAAAGAAUAUGUUCACUGCAGUAUUGAAUAAUCAAUGAUGUGAUGGAGGUUUCAGGCUUUUGCAGUGUUAGGCUUUAUUUGUUCAUGAUUUUUUUUCUUCAUAAGAGAUUUUCCAGUUCCUACAGAAACAGGUGCAGCGUAGGCUGAGUUUAGCCUGAAUUGUUCGGUAGUAAAGAAUCAUUUGCUAAAAUGAAGUUGAAUUACUCAUGCUACUUUCUAAAAGUCCUGGUUGAUGUCACAGCAUUAGCAGCUCUCCACACACGAUCUAUUUAUUCACCUCUGCAGCAGUGCAGCUUGUCACCAGAGGAUGUGGACAUGACUGCCCAGUAAGCAGCCUGUGUGGCAGACUGUACAGUGAACUGUGACGUCAAAGUGAUUUACUCAGCACCAAGAAAAUAAGCAUCAAAGAUCUACUUUUUGGGCUUGGAUUCAGCUCUAAUGGACACCUGGUUGAUUAACAUUUCAGAGUGCAUUUGCAGUCCUCUGUAUUUCCUGUGACAUGAUUACAUUAUGAAUGAAUGUGUGCAGCUGAGCAAGUUUUCAGUGGUUUGAAAUCUGAGAAGCACAGCGGCCUUGUUGAGUAUGUCCUGCAGACAUGCUCACUGCCAUUCAAACACUGCUCUGUAUUUUCUCUGUAGCACCUAAAGACUUUUAAUCUUCAACAGUGAGUUUGUGUGUGUGAGUGUGUGAAUGAGUGAUCAGUGUACAGUGUUUCCCCAUGCUCAAACUAACACAAAUGAAUGAACGAGGUUUGUGGCGCACACAGUUGCACCGUCGUUGCUAUGUUGUACUGGCUCUGUCAGUGUACAGUGUUUACUAAUGUCGGGAGCGUCUUUGCACUCGUUCUCUCUACAACUGUUCAUGAAGACCUUGGAUUGAUGGAUACUUCUGAGCUGCAUUUGCUUGUUUUCUCAAGUUGGAAUUAAACUUUGUCUCAGAAGAAAGACUCUGAAGCAUGCACCAGUGAAUCUGUGAAAUCUGAGGAUGAACAUGUUUCUUAAAGUGAGGUUUUCCAGAUGAUUUUGAAAAAGUUUUUUAAGUGUGGUGCUGUCAUGUUUUUACUGGUGAUAAUAAACACUGACUCACUUUUUAAACUGCACUGAGCUCUUGAACGUGCAGACGAGGAUGA